Messenger RNA from Pteronotus mesoamericanus, 3992 nucleotides. It is a transcript of the gene CBX7, whose product is annotated as chromobox 7. Gene Ontology annotation, biological process: negative regulation of transcription by RNA polymerase II. Lineage: Eukaryota; Metazoa; Chordata; Mammalia; Chiroptera; Mormoopidae. Gene Ontology annotation, cellular component: PRC1 complex. The transcript has 6 exons. Bases 231 to 986 code for a protein of 251 amino acids. The record is from RefSeq and is a predicted model, not a curated record.
CGCGCUCUCGCUCGCAGGCUCGCGCUGAGGAAAACGUUGCGCAGGUUCAUAAAUGGAACGUCGGCGGCGUGAGGGAGCGCGAGGGGGUGUGCGCGCGUGCGCGUGCGCGUGCGCGCCCGGGCGAGGGUGACGGGGUCCCGGCCGGCCCGAGCAUCGCGCGCCGCAACCGCGGCCCCGCAGCUCCGCCCCCGGCCUGGCCCGGCCCCGGGCCCGCUCGUCCACCGCCCCCCAUGGAGCUGUCAGCCAUCGGCGAGCAGGUGUUCGCUGUGGAGAGCAUCCGGAAGAAGCGCGUGCGGAAGGGCAAAGUCGAAUAUCUGGUGAAGUGGAAAGGAUGGCCCCCAAAGUACAGCACGUGGGAGCCAGAAGAGCACAUCCUAGACCCCCGCCUGGUCAUGGCCUAUGAGGAGAAGGAGGAGAGAGACCGAGCGUCGGGGUAUAGGAAGAGAGGUCCGAAACCCAAGCGGCUCCUGCUGCAGCGGCUGUACAGCAUGGACCUGCGGAGCUCCCACAAGGCCAAGGGCAAGGAGAAGCUCUGCUUCUCCCUGACGCGCCCACUCGGCAGCGGGAGCCCCGAGGGGGUGGUGAAGGCGGGGGCGCCUGAGCUGGUGGACAAGGGCCCCUUGGUGCCCGCCCUGCCUUUUCCGCUCCGCAAGCCGCGCAAGGCCCACAAGUACCUGCGGCUUUCACGCAAGAAGUUCCCGCCCCGCGGGCCCAACCUGGAGAGUCACAGCCAUCCACGGGAGCUCUUCCUGCAGGAGUCGCCGGCCCCGGACACCCUGCAGGCAGCCAGCGAGUGGGAGCCUGCUGAGCAGCCCCCUGGAGAGGAGGCAGAUGCAGACCUGGCCGAGGGGCCCCCUCCCUGGACACCUGUGCUCCCCACAAGUGAAGUGACAGUGACUGAUAUCACCGCCAACUCCAUCACCGUCACCUUCCGCGAGGCCCAGGCGGCUGAGGGCUUCUUCCGAGACCGCAGCGGGAAGUUCUGAAUCACCGUUUUUACUUUUCUUAAACUGUUUUCUUUUGGGCUUGGGGUGGGGACUUCCAGAGAUGGGGCGGGAUUGGGGUGGGGUAAUUAUUUUAUUUAACAAUAUGGAACAGGACAAGGGAGGAAGAUCCCAACGCUCUCCCAUCGCCCUGCCCCUUCUCUGCCGGGAUGUUUACAGGGAGGCCUGCGGGCCUCUGUCUGGCCAGGAGGCAGGGAGGCCCGGCACCGCCCUGUCGGUUUGGCUGCCAUCUCCAGGGCAGAAUGGGACAAGGCCACCAGCCCUCGGACACCUCCGUCACCGUUCUUCUCUAGAGACACAGCAGCUGGUCCUCGGAACUGCAGGAGGAUGGAAAGGCCCAGGCCCGCCUCCUUGAGCAGCCCACCCCAGCCUUUCUGGUUGACUUUCCUUUUCCUUUCUCUUCAGGGGGAGGGGUCUUUAUUUUUAACUUUGCACUCCAGCUCGCAGUGCCAUUGGAGGUUCCCUUUGUCCAGCGUGAGGGGCAGAGGGAAGGGGCAGGGGGGAGAGUUAGAGGUUGCUGCAGUGUGUCCUGUGUGUCCGAUACCCUUCAGAGAGGUCUCUCCGUUUCCCUGAGGGCGGCUGCCAGCAGAGCUCCUUCUGCUGAGAGCUCCCCUCGUCCCCCACCGCCGGCCCGGGAGGAACGUGUGCGUGCGCCCCGAGCCGCGCAGGCAUGUGCUGCACACGGCCCCUCCUGCCCUAGUGAGCGCCUGCGUGUGACUGCAGACAUGUGUAGGGGGUGUUGCAAAUCUCAUGUUUGGAAACCCUGGUCAGGUGAACGCGGGGUGAUUCACAGCAUAGAAGAAAUUGCCACAAGCACCCCACACUCACCCACCUGGCACGGGCCAUCACGUGACAGAAUCCAGCCCAGCUCUGUUUGCUAGAAGCUGUCGGCAGGGCUCCAGCCAUGGCGAGAUGGCUGCUGCCGCUCCAGGCACACAGGUGUGGUUUUGUGGUUUCGCCUGGCCAUUCGCAGGUGUGUAAACAUCGGUGCGGAUGGGCCCUGCAUAGCAUGGCUCUGAGGCUCUCGGCUCCUGUGCUUCCUCCUGAGGGGCUUGUUCUCUCUGACUCAGGUGACUUCUCAGCCCUUCCCACUGCCCUCUUUUUCUGCCUCCUCUUCCAGCUCAGCCAAUGGUGGGUGUGGGUGUGGAUGGUCCAGGAGGAAGGGAGUGUCCCACCACCUUCUCAGGGCAGCCUCAACUCCCUAACCCUUCCUUCUCACAUCCUGUGCCCCCCCCCACCCCGCCACCCACCCUGCAGGCCAAAGCUGGCCUUGUUUCCCUGUGGGGGCCUCUGCCAUGUCUUCCUGUGGUCAAGCUGCAGUGGGUAGUGGUCAGGCUGUUCACAAGCCCCGCCCCACCUACCCGGCAAGGGACUGUGUCUGUCAGGAGAAUGGAGCGCUCGUUUUUUCCAGUUUGUACAAAUGUGCCCUGUGGAUUAGUGGCUUCCCUGCAGUGAGGAGUGACUUCUUCCCUAUCCUGACCCUUGGGGGAGGGGUGCACCAGGAGAGCACAUAUAACCCUGACUUCCGCCACCCUCCGCUGUUGCCCCCGCCCUCCACCUCCAGGGCUGGCUCUCCACCCCGCUGUGUGCUGUGUCGUGAGGCAAGGCUAGGGCGAGCCCUCCCCCAGGCCCCUUCUACCCGAUUUCCCAAACCAAAGACAGACUGUACCCCGCUUCUGUUUGGGGUGCCCCGCUGGCAAGCUUCUCAAGUCCCUGGUCUCCUCUCCCUCCUCAAUCCUUUGUUGUCCAGGGUCAAUUCAGUGCUUCCAUUGAGGGACAGUCCCCUCAGGGGUGACUUGAUUCACCCCCAGCCUGGGGAGUUGAAUCUUGAGGAGCAAGUGGGGAUGGGUCAGGGAAAGGGGGGGCAGCUGCGGGACCCCUGGGAGGGGAAUGGCCCCUGGAGCUGGGGACUCACCCAGGACAAGGGCUCCCAGCGGAGGUCACUGAAUGCUGCCGUCUCAUGGCUUUGGGACAUGGCUAGCCAUUCCCCAGGAGACACGGGACCUGUUCCUGCCUCAUGGGCACUUUCAAAGAGCUAUUUGUGCAAUUCGUAGGGUCGGGGGUUUGGGGAGCCUUUUGUGGGAUGAGGCAGCUGUUCUGUGGGUAGCAACAGAACAUGCCUCCUACUCUGCUCUUUGCGGCCCAUGGGCGCCCUGUGUCUCAGGGAGACCUGAAGCCUGCAGGAGCCAGCUCCCUGGGGAAAGGGCUGCGGCCUCUGAGGACCUCUCCCCCUCCCCCGCCUCCAGGACAGAGACCUCUGUGAGGGGUCAAGUGUGGCCUUGCAGGUCCCCUCCCAGCCCUGAGUGUCCCAGCUGGGCUGGGGCCCGGCCUGAGCAGAGCACAGCGGACCCUGACCUCCCUCCCUACCCCACCGCCACCCGGAAGGCCAGUACUCGAGAGGGUGGGGGCUUAGAAAGAUUGGACCACCUGCCUGUCCUUCCCCCAGCCCCCACCCAUUUGAAUGUAGGAAGACUGGUCGGUACUUUUGUUUUGCUGUGGGAUUGGACAGGGAGAAUGUUCUCCACCCUGGCAAGGCCGCUCGUAAGGCAGCGGCCGAGCUCUGUCGGGCAACCCACGAUCACCGCCCCAUGGAACCUAUUGCCCACUCUCUCCUCCUCUCCUGCCGGCAGAAGGCACUACGCUUCAGUUAGGUGGUGGAGCCUUUGCUGUGUACACGGCCGGCCCGGCCUCCAGGUCUCAGCACAAGAACGCUUCCUUUGCACAGAGUGAGCAGUGAGCUUUGUCCAGACGAAAUGAAUGUACGGGGAGGGGUUGGGCAUGCGUUGAAGCCCAGCACAUGCCUGUUCUGAGAGGGUGUGUGCUGGGGAGAGCCAGAGUGGAUGCAGAGCUUGGUUUUAUUUUUGUACUGAUAUUGGUAAGAGAAUGUAUAGCAUCUAUUUAUUUAGAUGAUUUAUCUGGUAAAUACGGCAAAAAAUUGUUAAAAAUACAUUAAAGAUGAUUUUAAAAAAAAAGUCCAUGGGCAUUCAG